CUUCUGUCAUCGCGCGCUCCUCUCUCUCUCUCUCUCUACGUUUGAAGAAAGCCGGCAUUUGAUAAAGGGCAAGAUCUACUUCUUUGAGGUGUGAAAGUAGCACAAUCAUGACUGCUUCAAUUGCUUUCUCAACCAUCUUCUCAAUUCUAUCAUCCUCACAACCAAUUUCAACCUCUUGGAUGGGUUCGUUUGAUGUUUCAUUUGCUUUUACCAGUGGAGAGAAAGCUAAAUUUGCAGGUUAUGCUAAGGCUUUUCAAAUCAAAGGAUAUGUCAAAAAGGCCAAUACUGUUACUUUUAGCUUUAAGAGUGAGUUAGCAAAAAUUGAGGAGGAUGCACCUUCAGAAUCACAAAAGGAUGUUCUCAACUUUACCUAUUGGAGGUGGCUCCUUGCGACUCUAAUGAAUAUAAAAGUAACAAUAGGGAAACAAAGAAACGUACUGGAUUGGAAGCCUAGGAGAUCUGAACUGUUCGCUGCUUCAUUUAAUCAUGAACAGGUAAUUGAUAAAAUUUACGUGCAGAGAAACUUUGUCAAAUUAUAUGAGAUUGAUGCUACCGGAAAAGCUUCCCUUGAGACAAUAAUGAACCUUUUACAGGAAACAAGUGUUAACCAUUUCAAAAUUCUUGGGUUUUUGGAUGAUUCUGUUCGUUCAUACCCAAAGAUAGGUAGCGAAAAACUCGCAUUAAUCAUACUUAAAAUGCAUAUUCAGGUGGAACAUUAUCCUUCAUGGGGUGAUGCUCUUGAAGUAGAUACAUGGUUGAGAUGUCAUAAAAAAUUGAGUAUGGCUCGUGAUUGGCAUGUAUGCAAUCUCAAAACAGGUCAAAGUAUGAUUCGAGCUUCUAGGUUAGCCGUUCAUGAAUGUCAUAACUUUCUCCUUCAAGCCAAACCAAAUAUAUCACUUGUUAAACUAAUUAUGCUAAUUCUGUUUUCUUCAAUAUUUUUGCACUGA
Molecule: messenger RNA, 947 nt
Organism: Dendrobium catenatum
Lineage: Eukaryota; Viridiplantae; Streptophyta; Magnoliopsida; Asparagales; Orchidaceae
Product: palmitoyl-acyl carrier protein thioesterase, chloroplastic-like
Exons: 4
Coding region: 108-947 (279 amino acids)
Biological process (GO): fatty acid biosynthetic process
Molecular function (GO): acyl carrier activity; fatty acyl-[ACP] hydrolase activity
Source: RefSeq, a predicted model, not a curated record